This is a messenger RNA of Trichomonas vaginalis G3, 1491 nucleotides long. Its product is annotated as mucolipin family. Gene Ontology annotation, cellular component: membrane. The record is from RefSeq and is a predicted model, not a curated record. Gene Ontology annotation, molecular function: NAADP-sensitive calcium-release channel activity. The transcript has a single exon. NCBI's taxonomy places the organism in Eukaryota, Parabasalia, Trichomonadida, Trichomonadidae. Bases 1 to 1491 code for a protein of 496 amino acids.
AUGUUGCCUCAGCAAUCAAGGUUACAAUUAGUUGGAUUUGAUGAUGGACGUGCUAACAAAGGUGGAUUUAGAGUUGCUUCCCAUAGCAGCAUGCGUAAUAAUAUUAAACCCCAUCAUAUUUUUGGAAAUUGGAAUAGAUACUUCAAACUUCCUUAUAUUUGCUUUUUAGAAGUUAGCUUGUUUUGCAGUUACUUCCUUUUCACUCUGUUUCAUCAAAAAGGUGCUGUUGCAUUUACUCUUGAUUUUUCAAAAUCUCUUUCAUCAUUCUUUUUAAAAGAUAUUCGAAUUCACAACCCGCCAGCAGGAAUUACAGUUGGUGUUGGCCAAAUUUAUUAUCACAAAGACUUAUCUGCUGUUAUAAAUACAAGUUUACAGAGAUUUUUCGAAUUUCCUGUAUCAUUUCCAUGUGCAUAUCCAAUUAUUGUUAAUGACAAUGGCAAUGUCAAGAUAGAACUUAAAAAUGGUACUGAAAUCGACUUAGAAUUUAAUGAAAACAACAUUGAACAAACAUCAAACAUAAUUAAGCGUUAUUUUCAAUACUUUAAUAAGAUUACAGAGUCUUGUAUCUAUCACGUACAAGUUGCUCAUCAAGUUCAAGAUACAAGAAUGAAUCUUGAAGUUUUUGUUGAAUUCACACAUGAUUACGACACAGAUACGAUAUUUAUGGACUUAUCACAUACCAGAUUUCAAGAAAAAUUCGAUCUUACGUCACAAAAUUCAAUUCUUUCAACAUUUGAUUUUUCAAUUCCAAUUUUCAUCGGAAUUCUCAACAUUUGUGCACUAAUUAUCAUGGGAAAUCAAACAUACAACCUUUACAGAUACUGCUAUGCCAAAGCAACUGAUUCUGGACAGCGACCAUUUGAUGUUUUUUGGAAAAAGUUCGAUAAAUGGGAUUUAUUUGCUUUGUUGACUCAUAUUGUAUCCAUUGCUGCAAGUAUUAUGUAUAUUUUGGUUGGCCAAGACAUAGAAGAAACUAUUCCUCCAAUAGUUUAUUUAAUGGCUGCUUCUUCUUUCUUGCAUUCGAUGUUGUUGGUCAGAUAUCUCAAAUUGAAGCCAUCAGCAUUUCUAAUUUUGAUGGUUUUCUACAAUUCGGCCAUUAAAAUCCUUCAAUUCCUUGUUGGAUGUUUAACUGUUUUCAUUGGUUUCCUUUGCUUUACUAAUUGUAUUUUUGGUCAUUUGAGUGAGAAUUUUGCUACUGCUAUGCAAGGAUCAGCAUUUCUCUUCUGUACAAUGCAUGGUGAUUCAUUAAAAGACUUCUAUGAUACAAUGGUGUUGCAAUAUGAUAUUAAUUACUAUUUCGGAUUCUUCACUGCAACAUUUUGGAUCUUGUUCGCACUUUCUAUUUUGUAUAACAUCACUAUUUCAAUCGUUCAGGAAAUGAUGUCAAUUGAAGAAUACAAGCUCGCUCACAAAGACGACGAACAGACUAUGCCUGCAUUCAACAUCAUUUUCAAUGAUCUCGCACUGCUUUCUGCAAAGCAUUCAUUAUAA